GUCUUCACGAGAUCGUACUUUGGGCUAUGCGCAAUUAAUCUUGUUUUUGUUUAUGUACAUGAGAUGAAAUCAAACUGUUGUUUCUAGUACGAUUUACUGAAAAUCGAACAGAAAAUAGCUCGUUGCUGUAGGGACUUCAUGAAGAAGGACUUGUUCUAACAGGAACUACAUUGCACAAGGUUUCAGAAGAAAUAUAUUAUGAUUACAAGUUAUCUCAUAAGAAUACUUUACCAUGGGUAAAUAAACGCUUCAACAAAAUGUCUGAAAAAAGUACACAGAAAUCGAUACCAAAUGAUGAGGUCAGAUCUUCAAAGGCAGCAGAAAAAGAAGAAGUAAGGGCAAAAGACUCCAAUUCUGCUUCUAUUCAAGCAGAUGAUUCUAUAAAGUCCGAAAAAGGAGAGGAUUCUGCUUUCCUUAACCAAAGGCAAGGGUUUCUUGGAUCACUUGAAGAGAACUGCACAUCACGGAACAAAAAUCUGGAAGCCGCACUACAAGAAAUGAAACAGAGCCUACGAGAAGAGUUUGAUUGUAUUGUUCAAGAAUCAUUACAGAAUAUAAAGGAGGAAAUUAAUGAAAUGUUCAAAAAAGAGAGGAAAAAGAUUCAGAAAACAAUACAAACUGCUUUACAGGAGGAAAAGGGUCGUAUAAUUGACCUUGUACAGCUUGUCCAGGACGCUGUAUCAGAAGAUAGACAACAAAGUGUACAACGACAAUCAGAACUACCGGGAGAAAAACCCGGACAUAUGAGUCAAAUGAUGUACCCAAAUGUUGCAAGUUAUUUUUCACCCACCAUGCCCCAAGCACAGCCAGCUUAUUAUGUGUCUAACAGUAUGCCAAGAUUGAAUUUAACCAUUCCAAGAACAGUUCCUAUGCCUGAAAACGAGAUAACAAAGACACGUUCUAGUGUAGAAUAUCAUUCCAUCAAUAGUCAAUCAGGAACAUCAGCCAAUCAGCAAAACAGGUUUAUCAGCCAACAGAUGCCUGGACAAUCACAAACUUACCAAUCUUGUGUAUCAGUUAAGCCCCAGGCAUCACAUGCUGCAAUUUACAAAGACAAACAACCACUUACUGCCACCAUGUUGGCAACAAUGCCGCCCCAGGAACAAAAACAGGCGUUGGGAGAAUGUCUGUACCCUCUCAUAUCUCAUAUGUUCCCAGACGUGGCCGGCAAGCUUACAGGCAUGUUACUGGAGAUCGACAACUCCGAGCUGUUAUACAUGUUGGAAUCUCAAGAGUCACUGGAAGCUAAGGUCAAAGAAGCUGUUGCGGUGUUACAAAGUCACAGUGUUAAAGCAUCCACCACCCAUGUCUAGAGUGCAAUUGAUAUUUAGCAUUGAAAAAAACGAUGGUUGAUAUAGAACUGUAUUUUUUCUACUGGGUUUUCCACAACCGGCCCAUGAGAUGGAUAGAUCACCGAUGGAUUAAGC
Messenger RNA from Saccostrea cuccullata (small rock oyster), 1427 nucleotides. RefSeq names its product embryonic polyadenylate-binding protein B-like. The coding region runs from base 258 to 1313 and encodes 351 amino acids. Lineage: Eukaryota; Metazoa; Mollusca; Bivalvia; Ostreida; Ostreidae. The record is from RefSeq and is a predicted model, not a curated record. The transcript is spliced from 10 exons. Gene Ontology annotation, molecular function: RNA binding; ubiquitin-ubiquitin ligase activity. Gene Ontology annotation, biological process: protein polyubiquitination; positive regulation of canonical Wnt signaling pathway. Gene Ontology annotation, cellular component: nucleus; cytoplasm.